AUGGGUCAACUUGGAGAUGAAGAACUUACCUUCAUUUUCAAGAAACUUGACAACCCAGAUGACCGAAAAUCAUUCUCUAAAGUUUCCAAACAACUCUUGAAAGUUUCUUGCAUUCGUCUAACCACAUUGCAUUCUUCUUUUCCUGAUAUGCUGUUUGAUAUUCUACCCACAUCCUCGAAUCUGCUAAACUUUCACUGUCCGAAGCCACUGUUAAACCAUCACAUAAAACUACUAGCAAAGUCAUGCCCAAAGCUUCGCGAAUUACACCUUCCGUUAGAUGAAAAUUCUGACCAAGAUGAAUUCGAGUUUGAUUUUGAUGAUGAUGGUUUGUGUGCAAUUGCAAAUGGUUGCAAAGAAUUGCUUGGAGUGGAUUUAAGUGGGAGAUUACACGUUGGGGACGUGGGAAUUGUAUCCCUUUUAAGAUCAUGUAAGAGGGUAUACAAUUUAACUUUGGCUGGAUGUGUUCGCGUGACGGAUGAAUCUCUUAAAGUUAUUGGAGAAUGUUAUUUAGAGAUGUUAGUUUUGAAAGGUUGUUAUUUGAUUACUGAUUUGGGUUUGAAGUAUCUUGCAGAAGGGGAGUUAAAGCAUUACUUGGAUAAUCUUAAUUUAAGUGAAUGUGAUAGGAUUAGUGAUGAUGGUAUAAUCUACUUGAAAGAAAUGGGUGGUUUAAUGUGUUUGAAUCUGUCAAAGUGUGGGGUUAACGUUACUGAUACCGGACUUGUGGAUUAUUUGUCUGAAUUUCAGAAUCUGUAUUGGUUGGAUUUGUCGUGGUUGGUUAAUGUGACGGAUAUAUCAUUGAGUGUUAUUGCAACCAAGUGUUUGAUGCUGGUUGAGAUUUACUUGACGGGUUGUCAGGCAAUAACUGUUGAAGGUUUACGUGCUUUUGCUCAACAUCCGGGUUUGGAAGUUCUCGACUUGGUGUCUUGUCAUAAACUAUCAUGGGAGGAUGUGAAGUCAUUCAUCUUGACAUGUCCACAGUUAAAGCAUAUUCAUCUCAGUAAGAGAAUAGAGAUGUCAAUGCCAAACCGGUUUAACAACUGCCAGAUAGAUUGGAAAUGA
Messenger RNA from Erigeron canadensis, 1059 nucleotides. RefSeq names its product F-box protein SKP2A-like. The record is from RefSeq and is a predicted model, not a curated record. The transcript has a single exon. Gene Ontology annotation, cellular component: SCF ubiquitin ligase complex. Lineage: Eukaryota; Viridiplantae; Streptophyta; Magnoliopsida; Asterales; Asteraceae. Gene Ontology annotation, molecular function: protein binding. Gene Ontology annotation, biological process: SCF-dependent proteasomal ubiquitin-dependent protein catabolic process. The coding region runs from base 1 to 1059 and encodes 352 amino acids.